Molecule: messenger RNA, 1140 nt
Organism: Closterium sp. Naga37s-1
Lineage: Eukaryota; Viridiplantae; Streptophyta; Zygnematophyceae; Desmidiales; Closteriaceae
Source: the annotation of a GenBank genome assembly
AUGAAUGGAUCGAAAUCAAAGGGGGAGCCGGUUUCUGCGAGGAGUGUGGAUGGGAAGGAGCAGGAGAAGUGGGGCCAGGAGCAGGACCGAGAAGAACCUGAGGAGGAGAGUGCGGAGGGGAGUGGGGAGGAAAAUGAUGGAGGGAAGGAUGGAAGGGAGGAUGAGGAUCAUUAUGCACGUGGAUGCUUCAAGAAUCUGGAUUCGUUAAGAAGUGCGUGUGCAAGUGCAGGGAACACAUGCAUGAUGGCUCUCGACUCAAGCGAGAGUGCAUGUGCGGCUGCACGUAUUCGCAACGGAACGGCAUGGGCACGUGCUUUUGUGGAACCAGCUGACCCUUCUCCUGCCAGCUGUGAAAUCACGGUUCCUAGCACCCAGUUUGCUGCACCUGUAAAUCAGGAGAUCGCACGUGAAUGGCGUUUGCUGCAAGAGAAGGGAUUGGAGAUGGGGGGGGCAGGAUAUUUGGCAGCUUUGCUGAGGGGGGAUGCCCCUAAUGCCUCAAAUAUUUCAGACGGAGAGUCGUUGCUGCUUGGUGACUCUCUAGAUGAGACACGGAUCAUGGGAGGAGCAAGCAAUCUGGCACAGCUGAUUCGAAAUACCCCUGAUGACCCGGUGAUGGUAGAUGGAGAGCGUAUGCUGCUCAGGGAUGCUCUGGAAGAGGGACUAGUCGCAAGAAAUCUAGCAGUGGUGGUUGGGGAUGCUCUUGAAGGGGCAAUGGUCCAGGGAGGAGUGGAUGAUCGGGCAGGGCUAAUCAGAGAUGAGUUUGGUUCUCCAAAUGGCUUCCCGAAUGUCUUCCCGAAUGGCUUCCCGAAUGGUUACUCUGAGAAGAUGCCGCUACACUCACAUGACUUUGGGUGUGCAGGGAAUAGGAAGCUGGCAGGGCGGUCUGGAGAGACAGGGGAGGAAGGGGAGCGUAGGGAGAAGGCGUGGAAGGAAGGCGAAGAAGGGAUGCAAGGGGAUGCAGAGGAGUGGGAUGUGGUUCCGAGCUACAUCCAGGAGGUUGUUGCUGCUGCAUCUUCUCCAGAGAGUGUGACUGUGGAAGGUGUGACUGUGGAGGGUGUGGCUCCAGAGGGUGUGACUUUGAAAGCUGUGACAGCAGAGGGUGUGAUUGCAGAGGGUGUGACAGCAGGUGCUGCAGGAUAA